Oncorhynchus nerka (sockeye salmon) is the source of this 5091-nucleotide messenger RNA. Its product is annotated as proline-rich protein 36-like. The record is from RefSeq and is a predicted model, not a curated record. NCBI's taxonomy places the organism in Eukaryota, Metazoa, Chordata, Actinopteri, Salmoniformes, Salmonidae. Bases 1 to 5091 code for a protein of 1696 amino acids. The transcript has 24 exons.
AUGGAAACCUUCACAGAAGAUGUUCAAGACAUGGAAAAGAAGAUGUAUCAAGACAUGGAAACCUUCACCGAAGAUGUAUCAAGACAUGGAAACCUUCACAGAAGAUGUAUCAAGACAUGGAAACCUUCACAGAAGAUACUGCAGUUUGACCAGGUGAAGUUUGCCCCCCCCCCUCGGCUCCUACGGCCCACACCCAGCCUCCAGUGUCCGUUGCCUCCCCCUCUCGGCUCCUACGGCCCACACCCAGCCUCCAGUCCUCCAGUGUCUGUUGCCCCCCUCGGCUCCUACGGCCCACACCCAGCCUCCAGUGUCCGUUGCCUCCCCCCCCCUAUCGGCUCCUACGGCCCACACCCAGCCUCCAGUGUCCGUUGCCCCCCCCUCUCGACUCCUACGGCCCACACCCAGCCUCCAGUGUCUGUUGCCCCCCCUCUCGACUCCUACGGCCCACACCCAGCCUCCAGUCCUCCAGUGUCCGUUGCCCCCCUCUCGGCUCCUACGGCCCACACCCAGCCUCCAGUGUCCGUUGCCCCCCCUCUCGCUCCUACGGCCCACACCCAGCCUCCAGUGUCCGUUGCCUCCCCCCCUCUCGGCUCCUACGGCCCACACCCAGCCUCCAGUGUCCGUUGCCCCCCCUCUCGACUCCUACGGCCCACACCCAGCCUCCAGUGUCUGUUGCCCCCCUCGGCUCCUACGGCCCACACCCAGCCUCCAGUGUCCGUUGCCUCCCCCCUCUCGGCUCCUACGGCCCACACCCAGCCUCCAGUGUCCGUUGCCCCCCCUCUCGACUCCUACGGCCCACACCCAGUCUCCAGUGUCUGUUGCCCCCCCCUCUCGACUCCUACGGCCCACACCCAGCCUCCAGUGUCCGUUGCCCCCCUCUCGGCUCAUACGGCCCACACCCAGCCUCCACCUCCAGUGUCUGUUGCCCCCCCUCUCGGCUCCUACGGCCCACAACCAGCCUCCAGCGUCCGUUGCCCCCCUCUCGGCUCCUUCGGCCCACACCCAGCCUCCACCUCCAGUGUCCGUUGCCCCCCUCUCGGCUCCUACGGCCCACACCCAGCCUCCAGUGUCCGUUGCCCCCCGGCUCCUUCGGCCCACACCCAGCCUCCAGUGUCCGUUGCCCCCCCCUCUCGGCUCAUACGGCCCACACCCAGCCUCCAGUGUCCGUUGCCCCCCUCUCGGCUCAUACGGCCCACACCCAGCCUCCACCUCCAGUGUCCGUUGCCUCCCCCUCUCGGCUCCUACGGCCCACACCCAGCCUCCAGUGUCCGUUGCCCCCCCCUCUCGGCUCUACGGCCCACACCCAGCCUCCAGUGUCCGUUGCCCCCUCUCGGCUCCUCGGCCCCACACCCAGCCUCCAGUCCUCCAGUGUCCGUUGCCCCCCCCUCUCGGCUCCUACGGCCCACACCCAGCCUCCAGUGUCCGUUGCCCCCCCCUCGCUCGCCCACACCCAGCUCCAGUGUCCGUUGGCCCACACCCAGCCUCCAGUGUCCGUUGCCCCCCUCUCGGCUCCUACGGCCCACACCCAGCCUCCAGUCCUCCAGUGUCCGUUGCCCCCCCUCCUCGGCCCACACCCAGCCUCCAGUGUCCGUUGCCCCCCUCUCGGCUCUGGGCACACCCACGGCCCACACCCAGCCUCCAGUGUCCGUUGCCCCCCCUCUCGGCUCCUACGGCCCACACCCAGCCUCCAGUGUCCGUUGCCCCCCUCUCGGCUCCCACGGCCCACACCCAGCCUCCAGUGUCCGUUGCCCCCCCUCUCGCUCCUACGGCCCACACCCAGCCUCCAGUGUCCGUUGCCCCCCCCUCUCGGCUCCUACGGCCCACACCCAGCCUCCACCUCCAGUGUCCGUUGCCCCCCUCUCGGCUCCUACGGCCCACAACCAGCCUCCAGUGUCCGUUGCCCCCUCUCGGCUCCCGGCCCACCCAGCCUCCAGUGUCCGUUGCCCCCCUCUCGGCUCCUCGGCAUUACACCCAGCCUCCAGUGUCCGUUGCCCCCCUCUCGCUCCUCGGCCCACACCCAGCCUCCAGUCCUCCAGUGUCCGUUGCCCCCCCUCUCGGCUCCUCCGGCCCACACCCAGCCUCCAGUGUCCGUUGCCCCCCCCCUCUCGGCUCCCUUCCGGCCCCACCCAGCCUCCAGUGUCCGUUGCCCCCCUCUCGGCUCCUCGGCCCACACCCAGCCUCCAGUCCUCCAGUGUCCGUUUGCCCCCUCUCGGCUCCUACGGCCCACAACCAGCCUCCAGCGUCCGUUGCCCCCCUCUCGGCUCCUUCGGCCCACACCCAGCCUCCAGUCCUCCAGUGUCCGUUGCCCCCCCUCUCGGCUCCUACGGCCCCACCCAGCCUCCAGUGUCCGUUGCCCCCGGCUCCUUCGGCCCACACCCAGCCUCCAGUGUCCGUUGCCCCCCUCUCGGCUCAUACGGCCCACACCCAGCCUCCAGUCCUCAGUGUCUGUUGCCCCCCUCUCGGCCCACACCCAGCCUCCAGUGUCCGUUGCCUCCCCCCCCUCUCGGCUCCUACGGCCACACCCAGCCUCCACCUCCAGUGUCCGUUGCCCCCCCUCUCGGCUCCUACGGCCCACACCCAGCCUCCAGUGUCCGUUGCCCCCGGCUCCUUCGGCCCACACCCAGCCUCCAGUGUCCGUUGCCCCCUCUCGCUCAUACGGCCCACCCAGCCUCCAGUGUCUGUUGCCCCCCUCCCCCUCUCGGCUCAUACGGCCACACCCAGCCUCCAGUGUCCGUUGCCCCCCUCUCGGCUCCUACGGCCCACAACCAGCCUCCAGCGUCCGUUGCCCCCCCUCUCGGCUCCUUCGGCCCACACCCAGCCUCCAGUGUCCGUUGCCCCCCUCUCGGCUCCCUACGGCCCACACCCAGCCUCCAGUCCUCCAGUGUCCGUUGCCCCCCUCUCGGCUCCUACGGCCCACACCCAGCCUCCAGUGUCCGUUGCCCCCGGCUCCUUCGGCCCACACCCAGCCUCCAGUGUCCGUUUGCCCCCCCCUCUCGCUCAUACGGCCCACACCCAGCCUCCAGUCCUCCAGUGUCCGUUGCCCCCCUCUCGGCUCCUCGGCCCACACCCAGCCUCAGUGUCCGUUGUCCCCCUCUCGGCUCCUACGGCCCACACCCAGCCUCCAGUCCUCCAGUGUCCGUUGCCCCCUCUCGCUCCUCGGCCCACACCCAGCCUCAGUGUCCGUUGCCCCCCCCUCUCGGCUCCUACGGCCCACACCCAGCCUCCAGUGUCCGUUGCCCCCUCUCGGCUCUACGGCCCACACCCAGCCUCCAGUGUCCGUUGCCCCCGGCUCCUUCGGCCCCACCCAGCCUCCAGUGUCCGUUGCCCCCCUCUCGGCUCAUCGGCCCCACCCAGCCUCCAGUGUCUGUUGCCCCCCUCCCCCCUCUCGGCUCAUCGGCCCACACCCAGCCUCCAUGUCCGUUGCCCCCCUCUCGGCUCCUACGGCCCACAACCAGCCUCCAGUGUCCGUUGCCCCCCUCUCGGCUGCUACGGCCCACCCAGCCUCCAGUGUCUGUUGCCCCCCUCUCGCUCCUACGGCCCACACCCAGCCUCCAGUGUCCGUUGCCCCCCUCUCGGCUCCUCGGCCCACACCCAGCCUCCAGUGUCCGUUUGCCCCCCCCUCUCGACUCCUACGGCCCACACCCAGCCUCCAGUGUCUGUUGCCCCCCCUCUCGCUCUCGGCCCACACCCAGCCUCCAGUGUCCGUUGCCUCCCCCCUUCGGCUCCUACGGCCCACACCCAGCCUCCAGUGUCCGUUGCCCCCCUCUCGGCUCCUCGGCCCACAACCAGCCUCCAGUGUCCGUUGCCCCCCCCUCUCGGCUCCUACGGCCCACACCCAGCCUCCAGUCCUCCAGUGUCUGUUGCCCCCCUCUCGGCUCCUCGGCCCACACCCAGCCUCCAGUGUCUGUUGCCCCCCCCUCUCGGCUCUCUCCUACGGCCCACACCCAGCCUCCAGUGUCCGUUGCCCCCCUCUCGGCUCCUUCGGCCCACACCCAGCCUCCAGUCCUCCAGUGUCCGUUGCCUCACCCCCCCUUCGGCUCCUACGGCCCACACCCAGCCUCCAGUGUCCGUUGCCCCCCUCUCGGCUCCUACGGCCCCAACCCAGCCUCCAGUGUCCGUUGCCCCCCUCUCGCUCCUACGGCCACACCCAGCCUCCAGUGUCUGUUGCCCCUCCCCCCUCUCGGCUCCUCGGCCCACACCCAGCCUCCAGUGUCUGUGCCCCCCCCUCUCGGCUCCUCGGCCCACACCCAGCCUCAGUCCUCCAGUGUCCGUUGCCCCCCUCUCGGCUCCUACGGCCCACACCCAGCCUCCAGUGUCCGUUGCCCCUCCCCCCUCGGCUCCUCGGCCCACACCCAGCCUCCAGUGUCCGUUGCCCCCUCUCGGCUCCUACGGCCCACACCCAGCCUCCAGUGUCCGUUGCCCCCCGGCUCCUUCGGCCACACCCAGCCUCCAGUGUCCGUUGCCCCCCUCUCGGCUCAUACGGCCCACACCCAGCCUCCAGUGUCUGUUGCCCCCCCCUCUCGGCUCAUACGGCCCACACCCAGCCUCAGUGUCCGUUGCCCCCCUCUCGGCUCCUACGGCCCACACCCAGCCUCCAGUCCUCCAGUGUCCGUUGCCCCCCUCUCGGCUCCUACGAUUUACAACCAGCCUCCAGUGUCCGUUGGCCCCCCUCUCGGCUCCUACGGCCCACCCAGCCUCCAGUCCUCCAGUGUCCGUUGCCCCCCUCUCGGCUCCUUGGCCCACACCCAGCCUCCAGUGUCCGUUGCCCCCCCCUCUCGGGCUCCCUCGGCCACGCCCAGCCUCCAGUGUCCGUUGCCCCCCCUCUCGGCUCCUCGGCCCACCCAGCCUCCAGUGUCGUUGCCCCCCCUCCUGGCUCCUACGGCCCACACCCAGCCUCAGUGUCCGUUGCCCCCCGGCUCCUUCGGCCCACCCAGCCUCCAGUGUCCGUCCCGUCCCAACAGUGUUCCACUGAGUGAUAUGCCUCUGAGCCCAGGACGGAAGAAACCUAUUUCUGUUGUCAGGACUCUGAGGUGCCACAAUGUUUUCAGGAACUUUACAUACUUGUCAAGUCAUCUGAGUGGGCAGUGUUGA